AUGAUAUACUCUUCUGGAAGAGAAUCGUACUUCAAUUUGAACUCAACUUGGUAUGAUCCCUCGGGGUCCUGGUUGGACACCCGACGCACCCCCUUCCGCUACGGCUACGAAACCUGCUCCUCUGGGUGCGACAACGAAGGCGUCGAAGGCAUGGCAGGGCACAACUACCGGCAUUACGGCUAUCGCGUCUGCUCCGAGAGAUGCCACAGCUAUGCUGCAACUGAUUCGUGCCAUGGAGGCGGGGGCUCGAGCUGUGUCAGGAGACCCACAUACAGCUACGGCUCAUCUGGAGGAUGCAACAGCUACGGGAGGUCGGUCUGCUCUGAGAGAUGCCAUGAGCCCUCAGGUUCAUGCCAAGGAGGUGGGGGUUCAAGUUGUGCCAGGAGGCCCACGCACAGCCAUGGGUCAUCAGGAGGAUGCCAAAGCUACGGGAGGUCGGUCUGCUCUGAGACGUGCCACGGAUCAGGUCACCAGGGAGGGAAGCCGAGCUACAGCAAACCGAGGCAGUGCAUCCCCCAGCACCAGCCGGUGCAGACCUGUCCUGCUCCAGUGCAGCAAGGCUGCAUGCCCAUGCCAAAGUGCAUCCCAAUCCAGCAGCACCACCCAGUGCAGACCUGUGCCCCUCCCAUGCAUCAAGGUCACAUGCCCAUGCCAAAGUCCAUCCCAAUCCAGCAGCACCACCCAGUGCAGACCUGUGCCCCCCCCAUCCAUCAAGGUCACAUGCCCAUGCCAAAGUCCAUCCCAAUCCAGCAGCAUCACCCAGUGCAGACCUGUGCCUCCCCCAUCCAUCAAGGCCACAUGCCCAUGCCAAAGUCCAUCCCAAUCCAGCAGCAUCACCCAGUGAAGACCUGUCCUCCUCCGAUGCAUCAAGGCUAUGUGCCCGUGCCAAAGGGCAUCCCGACCCAGCAACAUCAGCAGGUCUGCAAAGCGCCAGCCCGGAAGAUAAAGUAG
This is a messenger RNA of Pterocles gutturalis (yellow-throated sandgrouse), 951 nucleotides long. RefSeq names its product bromodomain-containing protein 4-like. The record is from RefSeq and is a predicted model, not a curated record. NCBI's taxonomy places the organism in Eukaryota, Metazoa, Chordata, Aves, Pterocliformes, Pteroclidae.